GCGCGUACGGACGGCCGAUGGACACCGAGUGGGCGUACACGGAGGCAGGCGAGCUGCGGCUCCUGCAGGCACGGCCAGUCACGACGCUGCACCCGCUCGACGAGGCGAUGAUCACGCCUCCGGGCGAGCCGCGCCGGCUGUACUACGACUUCAACGUCGCGAGCGAGGCGACGACCACCUCGCCCUUCACUUGCCUCGACCUCGCGGUCUACUCGGACAUGUCGCUCGCCUUCCUCGGCCUGGCGGGCGCGCGCAUCCCCACCGACCCGGAGCAGGUCUUCUUCAACGGCCAGACGCGCCAGUACAUCAACAUGUCCCACGCCUUCCGCCUCGUCGGGCCGCGCUGGUUCGCGAGCCAGCUCGAGAUGGUGUGCGGCCCCUCGGCCAGCCUCUUGCUCCUCUCGGGAGCAUCACCUGAUCAUCACGCAGGCCGAGCAUCGGAAGUCGAGCCGUCUCUCGGCCUCAGGUGGACGUCUACCUGGCGGCCAUCCUGCGCGGGGACGACUGCGACGCCGCCAAGUGCAAGAGCGCGGAAUGAGUACCCCAUUUAACAACGACUGAUCAUUCAUCAAGCCGGCAGGUACAAGAGCGCGCGGCUUCCCUCCGGCCUCAGCUUCGGCAGCGUGUGGGGGCUGCUGCGCCAGAUGCCGAUGUGGCGGCAGUACCAGCUCGGCUCGCGCUGGGAGCGCGCGCCACUCGAGACCAAGGCGGAGUACAUCUCCGAGGCGCGCCGCAGCUCGGAGGCGCUGAAGGCGCUCGAGGAGCGCGGCGUCACCUCGGCGGGCUUCGAGUCCUUCUACGCCGAGCUGCUC
Emiliania huxleyi CCMP1516 is the source of this 812-nucleotide messenger RNA. RefSeq lists its product as hypothetical. Lineage: Eukaryota; Haptophyta; Isochrysidales; Noelaerhabdaceae. The transcript is spliced from 3 exons. The record is from RefSeq and is a predicted model, not a curated record. Bases 18 to 551 code for a protein of 177 amino acids.